Messenger RNA from Prorocentrum cordatum, 948 nucleotides. The record is from the annotation of a GenBank genome assembly. Lineage: Eukaryota; Dinophyceae; Prorocentrales; Prorocentraceae.
AUGGGCGAGUGGGCGCGCGGCUGGCAGUUCUGGGCGGCCCGAGCAAGAGACGACCGAGCCAGGGACGGCAUCAUGCAACGCAUGCAGGCCCCAGAGCGCGACCUGCUGCGCUCCCAGAGCGGCCCGUGCGCCGGCCGGGUGUUCACGGUCCUACCCACGAGCGAGCCCACGCGAGUUCCAUCCGCGGAGUUGCGCGUCCUCCUCCUGCGCCGCCUGCGCCUUGAUUUACCAUUCACGGCAAGCGCGUGCAGGUGCAGAGCGCGACUCGACAGCAGAGGGGACCACAGGGCGGCCUGCCCCACAGCCGGCGUCCUCAAAAAGCGGGGAGCCCCUCUGGAGAAGGCGGCGGCCCGCAUGAGCCGCGAGGCGGGCGCGAGGGUGGCGGAGAACCAGUUCCUGCGGGACCUGAACGUCGACGGCGCCGGCGCGGGCGACGGCAUGCGGCUCCAGGUGAUCGCCAACGGUCUGCCGCUGUGGGGAGGGGCACAGCUGGCCGUGGAUGCCACGCUGGUCUGCCCUCUCGGCCGGGACGGCGCGGCCCACCCGCGCACGGCAGACGAGGACGGGGCGUGGCUCCGCGAAGCCCGCAGGCGCAAGGAGACCACUUACCCGGAGCUCCUGGACGCGAGGCGCUGCCGGCUCGUGGUCAUGGCCCUGGAGGUGGGGGGCCGGUGGUCGCAGGAGGCCCUCCAGUUCGUGCGCCUCUUGGCUGACUGCAAAGCCCGGUCCGCGCCAGAGCUACUGCGCGCCUCGGUGAAGGCAGCCUGGAUCCAGCGGUGGACAGGCCUCGCCUCGGUGGCGGCGCAGCGGGCCUUCGCAGCCUCCCUGCUGCACCUGCCCCUGGACGGCCUCGCCUGCGACGGCGACGAGCCAUGGCUGCAGGACGUCCUGGCGGACGCGCGCCAUACCGAGGCGCCAAUUCCUAGCCGCAUGCCGGCGCGCCCCUGA